Penicillium coprophilum is the source of this 1593-nucleotide messenger RNA. RefSeq lists its product as uncharacterized. The record is from RefSeq and is a predicted model, not a curated record. Gene Ontology annotation, cellular component: membrane. The coding region runs from base 1 to 1593 and encodes 530 amino acids. Gene Ontology annotation, molecular function: carbohydrate:proton symporter activity. The transcript is spliced from 2 exons. Gene Ontology annotation, biological process: transmembrane transport; carbohydrate transport. Lineage: Eukaryota; Fungi; Ascomycota; Eurotiomycetes; Eurotiales; Aspergillaceae.
AUGUCAGAGCCAAAAGUAGAGUCACCAUUCACGAUCGGUGCCUUGGGGAGCAGGGGCACUGGAUUAUCCUGGCUCUCCAACUCCGGAAUUAUCAAGCUCAACUUAAUACUUGUGCUUUUACAAAUCUCGAGUUACGCAACAGGCUAUGAUGGAUCCAUGAUGAAUGGGCUGCAGUCCCUCACCACCUGGAAAACCUCUUUUAACAACCCUGGACCUUCUGAGCUUGGUCUUCUGAAUGCAAUCCAAAAUGUUGGCCAGCUCAUUACAAUGCCUAUCUGUGCCAUCAGUUGCGAUAGGUUCGGCCGUCGCCCGGUGCUAUUUGCUGGUGCCUUCGUUCUUUUAGUUGGAGUUGCCCUCCAGGCCGCAGCACAGAAUGUUGGUAUGUUUAUUGCAGCCCGAGGGAUUAUUGGCAUGGGUCUCGUUUUGAAUAUCACUGUGGCGCCGCUUCUCCUCCUAGAGUUGGCCUUUCCCAGACAACAGGGACCAAAUGUAGCAAUAUACAACAGCCUUUGGAACCUAGGUGCUUUGGUUGCAGCGUGGAUCACCUACGGCUCAUUUCGAAUCGGAAACACAUGGGCAUGGCGGCUUCCUUCGCUCCUUCAGGGCGUCUCCAGUGUGCUCCAGAUUGGGUUCUGCUUCUUGAUUGAAGAAUCGCCUCGAUGGCUUAUUAGCAAAGAGCGUGAUGAGGAGGCAAGGAAACUCAUUUGCAAGUAUCAUGCCAACGGCGACGACUCCGAUCCUUUGGUCACACUGGAGAUGGAGGAAAUUCGCAUUGCCCUUCAACUCGAGAACGAGGCGAGACGAACCACCUCGUACUUGACAUUCUUCCAAACCAAAGGUAAUAUCAGACGCUUUUUUAUUAUUCUUUCUGUGGGCUUUUUCUCACAGUGGAGCGGUAACGGCCUGAUCUCCUACUACCUCACAUUAAUUCUCAACUCGAUUGGGUACACAGCGGAGAGCACCCAGACUUUGAUUAACGCACUUCUCACACUGUGGUCAAUGAUUUGGAGCUUGGUAUUCUCUUCUAUAAUGAAUCGGUUUGGCCGGCGAACGCUCUUCCUUAUCUCAACCGCAGGUAUCCUGGCCGUCUAUAUUGUCUGGACUGGUCUCGAGGCUACGUACGAGAAGCAGUCGGCAGAUGGAACUGGGGGUGACGGCUACGCGAAGGGUGUUUUGGCCAUGAUCUUCUUAUACAAUUUCUUUUAUUCCGUCGGCUGGACGCCUCUGCAAGUUACCUAUUGCAUCGAAAUAUUACCAUUUGACUUGCGCGCCCGAGGUCUCGUUCUGUAUAACCUCUUCGUUGCACUUGCUGGUAUCUUUAACCAGUACGUGAACCCGAUUGGCGUUACCAACAGCACGUGGAAGUUCUAUAUUACCUACGACGUGUGGUUGGCCUUUGAGCUCGUGGUGGUUUACUUUCUGUUUGUAGAGACUGGCAGUCUCAGUCUGGAAGAAACUGCCGUCAUUUUGGAUGGAGAAGAGUACGGAGACAAGUUGGUCGAAGUUGCUUUAUCUACAGCCGAGCAGAAAAUUGUCGAGAGAGCUAAGGUACAGGCGAUGACCAAUAGUGGGAUAGUGUCAGAGAAAUCAUAG